Molecule: messenger RNA, 1662 nt
Organism: Caenorhabditis remanei
Lineage: Eukaryota; Metazoa; Nematoda; Chromadorea; Rhabditida; Rhabditidae
Exons: 9
Coding region: 1-1662 (553 amino acids)
Biological process (GO): innate immune response
Molecular function (GO): protein binding
Source: RefSeq, a predicted model, not a curated record
AUGUCCUUCCGAGAUAUGCCAGCCGAAAUCGUCGAAAAAAUCACGGAUAAUUUGGAUUUCAGGGACAGAUUCUCGAUGCGAAGUGUAUGCCGUUUCCUGCGAAGCAUUAUCGAUCAAUCGUAUUCUCACGUGAAACGGAUCUCAUUUAUUGCGAAUAUCGAAGAGAAAUCAGUGAUCUCUGUCGAUAGUUCCAUCAGAAUCUCAUUCGAAGGACUGGUUGAUGGAUGCCACGUGGAGAACAGAAAGAGGAGUGAGAAUAUCAAGAAUGAGUAUUAUUUGGAUGUGGCAUUGAAGACGUUGAUCGGAAUUCUGAAAAUGAAAAUUCGAAUCGAUGAAUUCAGAGUGGAUAUUUCUUUUUUGGAGUGUCGGAAGACCAAAUUACCAGUGGAACGGUAUGAAGUAUACUCGAAACUCUCUGAAUCAGUCACAUCGAUUCUUCCGUAUCUCGAACCGAAAACUCUUCAAAAAUUCCAAUUAUCGACGAGAAUGGAAUACAAAGAGGUUCAGAAGGCGGAAAUGCGAAGAAUGAUGCAUUCGGAUCAGUGGAAAGAAGGGAAACGGUUCGAGUUCAGUGGUGGCCCCCAGUUUCCUGUUUCUAUUGAGAAUUUGGCUCAUUUGGAUUCGUUUCGUGUCGAUAUGAAGACGUUGACGGAUGCAGAUUUGGUGAUGAUUCGAGAUACCCUUCUGAAAUCCGCGAACAUAUCAUUCGGAGACUUCUACAUGAUCCACCCAAUCCGACUCUCUGACGCAUCAAAAGUCUUCGGAUCUUCGAAUUCUGUCAAUUCGAUCAUUGUGAAGCACCCAAAUCCGAUAAGAAUUGUCGGAGAUGACGUCAUCACACUUCAAGAUUUCGCAUUCUGGUUUAUGCAAUUUUCAAGUGGAAAUAUGAAUGUGGAUUUCGAUAUUAAAUCGGAGAUUCUAGAAGAAGGCGAAAAAGAGGAGCCUCAUCCAUCAAAAAUUCAGAAACUCGAUGAACCUUCGCUAGAAAUCAAGUCAGAACAUCUCGAUGCUGAAGAUAUCGAUGAGUCGAUCGAAGCGACAAAUCCGAAAAUUCGGUCUGGAAUGGAAAACCCGACCGUGUGUGUAGAACAGAACAAGUGCGACGAACAUCGUUGCCGUCUGUGCGGAUUCUUUGUGAGGGGUCCUGAUGAAAAUAAGAGAAGACAUGCUAUAGCAAGGCACAGUGUCACGAGACAUUUGAAAUGUAAAGAGUGCGAUUAUCGGGAUAAAAGCAAGGUGCCGAUGAGGAAUCACACGAUUUCGGUACACGGAAGAGUUAUUCCGCCGGAGGAUAUCACAGACGAUAACAUGAAAGCUGAAUGGAAGGAGAUCAUGGAGAUUUGUUUUCCGAAUAAAAAUGAAAACAUGUUGAACUGUGCUGUCUGCAAACUGUGUGAUUCCCGUCUGAAAAUGCCUUCAGUUAACAGAUAUCAAAAUCUGAAAAGACAUAUACUUUGUGUGCAUUGUCCCGCGAAACAGUUCAAAUGCACGGAGUGUGAUUAUGUUGAGUGGCGGAAAGAAAUGUUCAAAAAGCACUCCAUUAUCACACACGGAAGAGAUAUUCCGCCGUUGGAUCUCCUUGACGACAAAAUGCGAGCUGAAUGGAACGAAACUCUCGCGAAAUGCUUCCCGGAAUACGCCGAUCUCACCUAUUUUCGAUGA